Messenger RNA from Sordaria macrospora k-hell, 342 nucleotides. RefSeq lists its product as uncharacterized. Lineage: Eukaryota; Fungi; Ascomycota; Sordariomycetes; Sordariales; Sordariaceae. The record is from RefSeq and is a predicted model, not a curated record.
AUGUCAUGCCUUAUUAAAUCACUACAGCAACUGAUUUACGCCUUGAGGAAGGGUAUGAACCUCGAAGUUAGCUGCGGUCACCGUGGUGCGAGACUGGAGGCGGCCAGGAUACUCAGGAUUUACGACACGAUCUUGCGCGGGGCGCGACAGAGAAACACCAAGCAGGAACAUCAGGAGCACAGCAACAUUAUUGUAUUUCAGCCUUUCGUACGGAUACAACAGAUCCUCACAGUCAACGAUGACAUCCUCGAAGUUGGAGACCUCCAGCUCGUGAGCGACCGUCACUUCCACUUCAUGCGCGACAAGAUCGCUGAAACACCGAAUUCAACACUACGAACCUGA